AAUAUGAGCAUAAGGUCACGAUGCUUGACAAUAACGGUACAGAAAUAUCCUGCAGCGGCUCUGGAGGAAAAGCAAAAACACUCAACAUGAAUGAACAAGACGUCACAAACAGCCCCUGCAUCCCGGGACACGUCUGCUACCACAGCGGCUGGAACAUCAACUCCUCGGUUUCUGCACCAAACCAAACCCAACAGUUCAGAAACGGGACCUUUGGUUUCAAACUGGCUGAAGACGACAUCUGCUCAAACUUCACUGUCAGUUUUUAUCAAGAUAACUGCAACGACUCCUCUUUUAACCUGACCCGAUACAUUCCUGCUGAUUACAUAAACCCAAAUGAGAUGAAUCAGACUCAACACAACCGCCUUCCUGCAGAGAUAGAAACAAAACUGCCUCCAAACUGUAAGAAUCUCAGCAUUGAGUACACCUGCUCAGAAAGUGGAAAGGUUGGAGACUCCAUUCUGCUCUCUAAUUUGGAGCCGUUUACAGAUUACAGCUGCACUGGUCUGAUCAAGAACAACAACGUGUCCAUCAACAAGAAAACUCCAGCUGUUCAGGUCAACAUCGCCUGUGAUUUUACAAUUAUUUUCACUAAUGAAUAUGACAACAAAAGUUUACUUGUCAUAUGGUGGAAAACAACCAGUGAGAACUGUGGAGCCGUUCUUCCUAAUCUAGAGAAGCUUUCCUACACCUGCAGCACUCAGGAAAUUGAUGGAGAUGCAAAGAUACAUGGUCAGACAGUCCGACUGCCUCGUGGAGUAAUAUGUACAUUUUACGAACUUAAAAGAUUCACCGACUAUGAUGUUGAAAUCUACCCCAUCUAUAACAACAAGAAAGUUCCCCAAGGACUAACACUCAGAGGACGAACAAAUCCCGGAGUACCAGAUAAAGUUCAGCAACUGAAAGUCCGUCUCAUAAAGAAUAAUGUGAUCAGAGUAAGUUGCUCCCCGCCAGUCGGUGGAUUUAAAGGACCGAGGAAAGUUUACAUCGUUCGUCUCAGUGGCGACAGAGAAGUUGAGGAAACUGAUGAGUGUCUUUUUGAAAUCGGGGAUCUGAACUACCUGACGUCCUACACAGUCCAGGUGGUUGCCUUCAAUGGGAAGCAUGAGAGUGAAGCUGAAACAGCAAAGGUUUCCACUCGCUACAACAACAAAGCUCUUAAUGGCAUUUUGAUCUUCAUCCUCAUCAGUCUCAUCAUCAUACUCGUAGCACCGCGUCUGGCAGUCUUCAUCAAAAAGCAAAAGAAAUCAAAACGUGUUACUAGAGAAGAAGUUAAGCUCACAUCAACAGCGAAGGCUUACAUAUGAAGACACCGUGGCGCUGAAGACCGACGCAUCGUUUACUGUCUGAGCUUGAAUCUCAAGUUCAGUUGGAGACGAUUUUGAAGAAAUUCAAAACAUUCACGGCAAAAUUUCCUGGAUUUUGAUUUUAAUGUUUUGUAAUAUAUGUAUUUUUUUAAUUCAGAUGUUUACAGGUGUCUACAGCUGCGGUUGUUACUAAAUGCAUCCAUCUGCUGUUAGAUGCAUAUGUUGCUUAUCGCUGUGGUUUCUCUUUGUUUCUCUCUUUCUGCAGGUGUAAAAUCAAAUCCUCGGGUGUCUUUUAUAUUCUCUU
Poecilia latipinna (sailfin molly) is the source of this 1608-nucleotide messenger RNA. Its product is annotated as receptor-type tyrosine-protein phosphatase C-like. The record is from RefSeq and is a predicted model, not a curated record. Gene Ontology annotation, molecular function: protein binding. The coding region runs from base 21 to 1304 and encodes 427 amino acids. NCBI's taxonomy places the organism in Eukaryota, Metazoa, Chordata, Actinopteri, Cyprinodontiformes, Poeciliidae. The transcript is spliced from 11 exons.